UCAAUGAUGCUUGAAGAUAAUUACAUACAUUUACAUCGGCAUUUCAAACACGAGUCAAAUCUUUUGGCUUCAUAUUAUGAAAAAGCUGGUUUGUCUUAUUCAAAAUGAGUCUUAAGUUCAUAGUUGUUACUAUUCUUUGCCAGCUUGUUAUUUCUGAACAGAAAACUAUAGAGAAAAUUGCAUUAGACACGGCACAGAUUGAAGAACUAAACAAUUUACUCACAGAAUUGGAAUUACAAAUCAAUAAAGAGCAUAAAAUACACCAACAUUUAGAAAAACAAAAGGACAAAGCAAUUCUAGAAGGUAAUGACGUUUUAAGUCUUCUCCUACAGAGGAAUCAUGAUGACAAAGAUCGGUCGGAUGAAGGUGUAUUGAAAUAUAAAAAUGACAGGGAUUGUAAGUCUGGAAGAUGUGGCUGUUCUAGGGGGCGAUGCGGCAAUAAUAGAGCUGAAAGUAGUUCUGACGAAGUUACGAAGCUCUUAGACUCGCUAGAGAAGACUAUAGACAGGGAUGGGGGAUAUGAUCACACCAGAUGUGGUAGAGGAAGAUGUGGUCAUGAUAGAGAUGGCAAAAGCAACGAUAUCCGCUGUCAAGGAGGUAGAUGUGGAAAAAACAAAGAUGAUUUGGACAACAGAGAUGAUGAACCUAGUUUGAGAGCUAGCAGAGAUAUAAAACAGGAGUUAGAAAAAUACGGCAAGACGUACAAACUAAACAAUCAAUUAGAUGUUGUCGUAUUGAACGCAGAGAAUGUAGGUAAUACUGUAAAAGAACUAAAUAAGAAAUGCAGUAAGUAUGCUAAUUGCAAAGUACUCGACUAUAGUAAAGCAAGAUCUCUCAGAUUUAAUGAAGAAAAGGAUGAUUUAAACGCUGUGAUACUCGAUCUAACACAUCUACUAGAUGGCAAUACCUUAGCAAAAGAUUUAAAUAAUGCGCUGACUAAAUCCGAUGAUUCGCAGAGAGACCAUUUAUCUCCAGAAGAUCUGGAUAGGUAUUACCAAAAUUACAAAAAGACCGCUUUUAAUGACGUAGUACGUUAUGUAAAAGACAAAAGCGGUCGCAGAGUUUUAUCUGUAAAAUAUUUGUCUGGAAAGCAAAAACAACUGAUCGAAGACGUUAAAACGCUACUCUUGAAAGGUGGAAUUGGUCUAAACGAUAAAAAAGUCGUGAAGCAGAUAGAAAAAAUCCUUUUUGGGAAGGACAGUUCAAUGAAAAUUUACCCACAUGUAGAGCAUAAUCGUAAUAUUUAUGUACCAAAGUAUCUGUACGAACGUAUUGAAAAAUCCAAAAGUCAAUCUAAUCUCAGAGUCCAUAAACGUAUUUUACCAUUGACUUUGAAGCAACGACAUAGAUUAUUGAAGAGUCCUGUACAUUCAUUGCGUCGAAAAUCAGACCCAGGUGAAUAUGGAGUGCCAUUUGAACUUCAGGUUCAAGGUUUGGGGCAAGCUGUACCUUGAGGCAUUUGUGCCCAUAAUUGCUUAAAAUGUUCAAUUAUAAUAACUGUUUUAUUUUUA
Manduca sexta (tobacco hornworm) is the source of this 1511-nucleotide messenger RNA. RefSeq lists its product as uncharacterized. The coding region runs from base 105 to 1454 and encodes 449 amino acids. The record is from RefSeq and is a predicted model, not a curated record. The transcript has a single exon. NCBI's taxonomy places the organism in Eukaryota, Metazoa, Arthropoda, Insecta, Lepidoptera, Sphingidae.